Molecule: messenger RNA, 660 nt
Organism: Sphenostylis stenocarpa
Lineage: Eukaryota; Viridiplantae; Streptophyta; Magnoliopsida; Fabales; Fabaceae
Source: the annotation of a GenBank genome assembly
AUGAGUCUGAUGAAUCUUCUACCUUCUCUUGCUGUUUCUCACACAAACACACUUCCUAAGCUGAAAACUCAAACUUCAAACCUUGUACUUGGACAAAGGGUCCUACCUAAUCUCCUCUCUUUGGCCCUUGCAGCAACCUUAGCCUCUCCUUUUCCUUCUCAUGCAAUUCCAUCCUUCAAUUCUCAGUCCCCUCCAAUCUCCCUCACCACUCCUUUCUCUCAAUCCAAGAACUUGGAACUUGGACUAGAAAAUGGAAAAAUUAGACCUUGUCCAUCAAUCAAUCCAGGUUGUAUAUCAACAAAUCCCAAGUCAUCAUCUUUUUCGUUUCCUUGGCUGAUUCCUGAAAACUCCUUGGACGAUGCUAUUCAGAAACUACGUGAAGCAAUCCUAAAGACCCAGAAAAAUGUGAAAUUCCAACUUGUGGAAGAUACACCUGAUGGUAAAUAUCUACUAGCUGAAGUUGAUGGAGGAUUUGGUAGGGAUGUUCUUGAGUUUCUGGUGAAAGGUGAUGUGGUUGCUUACAGAUGUAUGGCAAUGAAAGUAACUUAUGUGUACCCAUUCACUACUGCAUUAGGAGAUUCGAAGGGUCAGGAAGCAAGAUUGAAACAAAUUAAUGACCUGUUGGGAUGGUAUGCUCCAAGUUUUGAUUCCAUGGAAUAG